AUGAGUCAGAGACGAGAUCAUCCCCCGGCUCACUGCCACACACAGCCACCCUCUCGUGGUGAAGCUGCAAGUGGAACAGCGGCCUCUGGAGCACCACCAAACACCCGACAGGAGGAGUGGAACAAGUGGAACCAAAACAGUGGUGAAGCUGCAGGUAAGGUGGUGACUACUGGAGCACCACCAAACACCCGACAGGAGGAGUGGAACAAGUGGAACCAAAACAGUGGCAAAGCAGCAGACGCACCAGUAGUUAAGUCACCAGGUGGACCAAAAGAGUCACCAAGUGGAUCAGUUAACUCACCAAGUGGACCAGUUAACUCACCAAGUGGAUCAGUUAACUCACCAAGUGGACCAGUUAACUCACCAAGUGGACCAGUUAACUCACCAAGUGGACCAGUUAACUCACCAAGUGGACCAGUUAACUCACCAAGUGGACCAGUUAACUCACCAAGUGGACCAGUUAACUCACCAAGUGGACCAGUUAACUCACCAAGUGGACCAGUACAUUGA
Messenger RNA from Homarus americanus (American lobster), 510 nucleotides. Its product is annotated as merozoite surface protein CMZ-8-like. NCBI's taxonomy places the organism in Eukaryota, Metazoa, Arthropoda, Malacostraca, Decapoda, Nephropidae. The transcript is spliced from 2 exons. The record is from RefSeq and is a predicted model, not a curated record. The coding region runs from base 1 to 510 and encodes 169 amino acids.